Messenger RNA from Rattus norvegicus (Norway rat), 1055 nucleotides. The record is from RefSeq and is a predicted model, not a curated record. NCBI's taxonomy places the organism in Eukaryota, Metazoa, Chordata, Mammalia, Rodentia, Muridae.
AUGCACAUAUCGACCAUCAAGGAUGUAGUGACCUAUGAGGAUGUGCAUGUAAACUUCACCAAGGAAGAGUGGGUUUUGCUGGAUCCUUCUCAGAAGAGUCUCUACAAAGAUGUGAUGCUGGAGACAUAUGGGAAUCUCACUGCUAUAGGCUACAUUUGGGAAGACCAUAAAAUUGAAGAACAUUUUCAAAAAUCCAGAAGUCAUGGAAGAAGAACACAUACAGGAGAGAAACCUUAUGAAUGUAAUCAAUGUGGUAAAGCCUUUGCACGAAGCAGUGCUCUCCAGUAUCAUAGAAGAACACAUACAGGAGAGAAACCCUAUGGAUAUAGUCAAUGUGGUAAAGACUUAACAGGAAGGAGUGGUAACCAAUAUCAUAAAAGAACACAUACAGGAGAGAACCUUGGAUCUAACAAAUGUGGCAACACUUUUUAAUGAAGCAUUGGUCUCGAAACAUAGAAAAGAACACAUUCAGGAAAGAAAUUUGAUCACUGUAAUCAAUGUGUUAAGUGUAAUUAACAUCAAAGUCAUCAUUAAAACAUGAAAGAACACAUACUGUAGAGAAGUCCUCUGAAAGUAACUACUAUGGCAAAGGCUUUGCACCAAACAUUCAUCCCCUGACACUUAAAAGAAUACUCCCUGGAGAGAAGCACUGUGAAUUUAAGAAAUUUGUCAAUAAUUUUACAAGUCACAAUACUCUGCAAGAACGUUAAAGAAGAUAUGUGCAAGAGAAAUCCUAUGAGUAUCAUCAGUGGGAUAAAGCCCUGAACAUUUCAAUCAUCCUCAGAUGCAUAGAGAAGACAUGGAUGAAACUAUGGAUGUAGUCAGAGUGGUAAAAGCUUUUCCUGUAAAAUUGGUCUCAUGUGUCUUCAAAAAAAAACCCUCAAAAAUUAGAGAAAUCCUAUGUAUGUUAGCAAUGUGGCAAUUCUUUUACAUAUCCUGUUUGUCUUUGAAUAUGUAACUGAACAGUUUAUGGAGUCAAAUCUUAUAAAUGUAAACAAUGAGGUAAAGCCUGUCUAUGUUUUUCAUAUUCAGUUGCACUAAAUAAACUGUGAUGU